UCCCCCCCGUUCAAUGGUCGCUUCCAAAGUCGUCAAUCCAAGAUGGCGGCGGCAGCGAGUGAGGCCGUUGCGAACGGCGGUAACCGGCUGCAAUUUGACCUGAGUGUGCCUUUUCCCUCAGUGCUGGAGGCACAGAUCGCUCUCGGAUCGCUCAUGCCAGACUCUGAGCCACGCAAAGGGGGAAUCAGCAAAGCGCUGUCUCUGCGGGGCUCCGAGCUCCGGGUCCACUGGGAGGCGGAGGAGGCUCGCAUCCUUCGUGUAUCUGUCAGCUCCUUCCUCGAUCACCUGGCACUCGUCCUGCAGACCAUGGACAGAUUUGGGCCCCCCCUCUCCGGGUAGAGGCAGGACGGCGGUGGAUCGGAGGGACGCUCUGUCGCCAAAAAAAAAAACCAACCUUCAGCACGAGGACCGUCCACUCAGCAGCGGGGACACGUUUUUCUACCUUAUCGAACUGCCGUAGCACAGCUGAGCCGCCAACACCGGAUGCAGACACACGCGUGGAUCAACCCAUUCCGGCAAAGGCCCGGGACUGGGAUCGAGACAAGAGGCUUCCUUUCCCCGCUGCCCGGCGUGGGUUAUCUACGAGUGAGUGUGUGUGUGGUGCACACUCCCAAUUUUCACCCAGAGUUAAAUGUGGGUGGGGAGGCCAGGCAAGGCACUGACACCCAUGGGUGCUCUCACCUAGCAGAACAAACUCCACGGUGUGAAGAUGCAGGGGCACGUUACAUUGGACAGUAAUGCAUUCCGGGUGAAUAUGACCCAGUGUGAUGAAACUAGGGUUAAAAAGCAGUCGAAUAAAAAAGAUAUGGACAGUCA
Molecule: messenger RNA, 816 nt
Organism: Carcharodon carcharias (great white shark)
Lineage: Eukaryota; Metazoa; Chordata; Chondrichthyes; Lamniformes; Lamnidae
Product: EKC/KEOPS complex subunit LAGE3
Exons: 3
Coding region: 43-339 (98 amino acids)
Cellular component (GO): EKC/KEOPS complex
Source: RefSeq, a predicted model, not a curated record